Molecule: messenger RNA, 408 nt
Organism: Fraxinus pennsylvanica
Lineage: Eukaryota; Viridiplantae; Streptophyta; Magnoliopsida; Lamiales; Oleaceae
Source: the annotation of a GenBank genome assembly
AUGUUAUUGGAUUGUUUAGGGAUAUGCAAAGGACAAAGAGGAACCCGACGAGAUGACGAUGGUGAGCAUGAUUUCUUCGUGCACUGUGAGGCACCGGAUUUGGGGAAGUGGUUGCAUGCUUAUAUUGAGAAGAAGGCGAUAAAAAAAGACCUCGAGGUUAGUUCUGCACUUGGUAAUAUAUAUGCGAAGUAUGGAUGCAUUGAGAAGGCAAAGGAAAUUUUCGAAGUGAUGCCAGUUAAGGAUGCCAAAGCAUGGAGCACCAUAAUUGUUGGAUUGGCCAUCCACGGGCAUGCAGAAGAAGCAUUCGAAACUUUUGCAAGAAUGGAAGAAGCUAAGAUUGAGCUAAAUAAUGUCAAACACUUAUUGGUGUGUGCUAUUAACAUGUACCCACAAUGGUCUAGCUUAUGA